AUGGAGGUCGAUACACCUGAACCAUUAUGGACGGUAUUUACUGAUGGGUCAUCAAAUGUUGGUGGAGCUGGAGUUGGAUGUGUCAUCCUUACUCCCGAAGGAUUGAGGAUCGAGAAAGCGACCAGAUUGGGUUUUCAAGCAUCAAACAAUGAAGCUGAAUAUGAAGCAACAAUUAUCGGUUUAAAGGUUGUCAAACAGUUAGAUGCGAAGAUUGUGAAGCUGGUAACUGAUUCCAUGCUAGUAGUUAACCAGUUUCUGGGGACCUACAGAGCCAAGGAAGAAAGGAUGGCCUUAUAUUUGGGUCGUAUGAAAGAGCUGGCAAAUGAGUUCGACCAGUUCUCUAUUGGGCAGCGACCUUGGUUAGAAAACAGGCACGCAAAUGCUUUAGCAUAUCUUUCUUCCACAGUCGAAACUGAUACCACCUGUUUCGUUGUGGUAGAUUUCCAAGAGUUACCUAGCAUCUCCGACAGCCACCUUGUUCUAGAUCUCGAACACGCUAGUGGGGGCGAGAGUCCAACUACAUCAGCACAGGGAGAUACUGAAAACAUUGACAACAAUAUGAAUAUUGACAGUCCAGUGAUUGAUGAUUCAGGCAAUCCUGCUGAAAAUGCUUCAGACUGGCGUCAACCUUAUAUCAGGUAUUUGACAACUAGUGAACUCCCAGAAGAUGAGAAACUUGCUUCAAAGGUGAAAAAGAAUGCUUGGAGAUAUUCAAUGAUCGAGGGGGAGCUGUACCGCAAACCUGUAGCUUUGGAGCCAUUUUUGCGGUGCAUAUCAGCCGAAGAAGGGCAACAGAUAUUGGCGGAGGCUCAUGAAGGAAUAUGUGGCAACCAUUCUGGAGGGCGCAGUCUCGCGCACAUGAUACUUGCCCAGGGAUACUUCUGGCCAUACAUGCAGAAAGAUGCUAAAGAAUACGCGCAGAAAGGCGUGCCAUGCCAAGAGCACGCUCCUAUUCCAAAAAGGCCCGCCAAAGAAUUGCAUCCAGUUUUUAGUCCCCGGCCAUUCUCUACGUGGGGACUAGACAUCGUCGGACCACUUCCCAAAUCUCCUGGAGGCGUUAAAUUCAUAUUAUCCGCUACUGAUUAUUUCACCGAAUGGGUCGCAGCAGUGGCACUGAGCAACGGGCAGGCGGAAGCGACCAAUCGCGUUAUUAUGGACAAUCUCAAGAAAAGGAUGGAAAAGGCGAAGGGAAAAUGGACAGAAGAAUUCCCUGGAGUCUUAUGGUCCUAUCGAACAACCCCAAAAAGAUCAUCUGGAUUUUCACCUUUUACACUGGCUUAUGGGACAAAGGAAGUCAUACCCACCGAGGUACAUCUCAAGACUACCAAAACUCGUGCUGUCAAAUCUGGGAAAAAUGACAGCAUACUGGCUUUGGAUAAAGAGUUUCUAUAA
This is a messenger RNA of Papaver somniferum (opium poppy), 1392 nucleotides long. RefSeq lists its product as uncharacterized. The transcript is spliced from 2 exons. Gene Ontology annotation, biological process: DNA integration. NCBI's taxonomy places the organism in Eukaryota, Viridiplantae, Streptophyta, Magnoliopsida, Ranunculales, Papaveraceae. Bases 1 to 1392 code for a protein of 463 amino acids. The record is from RefSeq and is a predicted model, not a curated record. Gene Ontology annotation, molecular function: RNA-DNA hybrid ribonuclease activity; nucleic acid binding.